AUGGGGAAGGAAGCCGAAGACGUAUUGGCGUCACUAAGCCUAACAGACGCCGACCUCACGGACUACGCAACAGUGAAAAGCAAGUUCGAGGGACACUUCAUACCGUGCACAAACGUCAUUUUCGAGAGGGCCAACUUCAAUCGCCGUAAGCAGGAAGCGAACGAGACGGUCCAAUCGUUUAUCACAGACCUGCACAACAUCGCCGAAACGUGUGAAUACGGUUCACUGAAAGACGACCUCAUUCGUGACUGGUUGGUUGUAGGACUUUUGGACCUCGGUCUAAAUGAAAAGCUGCAACUAGACUCGAAACUCACACUUCAGUCUGCAGUGAAAAUUGCACGGAACUCCGAAUUCGUCAAAAAGCAACAGAACGAGCUACGCGACGGAACGGAAGGCGGUGCUGCGGUCGAGGAGCUGCGACGGUCAAAAGAACGCCGCAACCAUGCAGGCGCGCAGCGGAAACCAGCCAAACCUCCAGCGGUGCACUUCGAGGAACGAAAUUUGUGCAAGCGGUGCGGCAGUACACAUCAGCAUUUCAAGAAGCAGUGUCCAGCCUUCGGAAAGCUGUGCAACAACUGUGGGAAAACUGGUCACUAUGCAACAGUAUGCUAG
Molecule: messenger RNA, 612 nt
Organism: Dermacentor silvarum
Lineage: Eukaryota; Metazoa; Arthropoda; Arachnida; Ixodida; Ixodidae
Exons: 1
Coding region: 1-612 (203 amino acids)
Molecular function (GO): nucleic acid binding; zinc ion binding
Source: RefSeq, a predicted model, not a curated record